GGAUUUUCAAGAUACCUCAUUGUGUAUACUGAAUGAAGUGAGUAAGGACAGAUCAGCAAUGGGUCUCUGUAUAGUCAAUCUAUUCCUCCAACUCAAUAAAUUUGAGGAGUUAGCUCACAGACUGAUUACAGCUGAAGUUACCUCCACCAGUGAUCCUAAUACAUUGUUUCGUGGUAAUUCUGUGGCCAGUAAAGUGAUUGAUGAGUUCAUGAAAGUUGUUGGACAAACUUAUCUACACAGGACACUACAGCCUUGUAUUGAUGAGAUUUUUGAAGUGAAGAGAUCGUGUGAAAUUGAUCAGUCGAAAUUAUCUGAAGGAGAAAAUAUUGACCUUAACAUGACUAAUUUAUUAUUUUUUGUUGAGAAGCUCAUGAGUGCCAUUACUAGUUCUGCCCGUUCCUGUCCUUCAGUUAUGAAGAGAAUAUUUCAUUUAUUACGAACUCUAUCAGUCAAACAAUUCCCUGAGUUUGAAGAUGAAGUUCGAUUCACAUCGAUAAGUGGGUUUAUCUUCUUAAGGUUUUUUGCUCCGGCCAUUUUGAAUCCAAAGCUGUUUGGACUACGACCCGAGAAUCCAGUCAGUACAUGUACACACUGCAAUAAAAUACAUGUACUGUGUAGCAGCUGGUGGAAUUUGGAAGGGAAGAAAGUUUAGUGAUU
Molecule: messenger RNA, 657 nt
Organism: Amphimedon queenslandica
Lineage: Eukaryota; Metazoa; Porifera; Demospongiae; Haplosclerida; Niphatidae
Product: ras GTPase-activating protein 3-like
Exons: 6
Coding region: 59-652 (197 amino acids)
Biological process (GO): regulation of GTPase activity
Source: RefSeq, a predicted model, not a curated record